Aspergillus nomiae NRRL 13137 is the source of this 1362-nucleotide messenger RNA. RefSeq names its product putative arginine transporter. Bases 1 to 1362 code for a protein of 453 amino acids. The record is from RefSeq and is a predicted model, not a curated record. The transcript has a single exon. Gene Ontology annotation, biological process: amino acid transmembrane transport. Gene Ontology annotation, cellular component: membrane. Gene Ontology annotation, molecular function: amino acid transmembrane transporter activity. Lineage: Eukaryota; Fungi; Ascomycota; Eurotiomycetes; Eurotiales; Aspergillaceae.
AUGCAGGCCCUGGGCGAAAUAGCAAGUUAUCUGCCAAUUCAAGGAGCGUUCACGUCCUACGCAGCUCGAUUGAUCGACCCCAGUCUUGGUUUCGCCAUGGGAUGGAUCUAUUGGUUUUCCUGGGCCAGCACCUUUGCACUAGAGUUGACUGCGACGGGCUUGAUCAUACAGUUUUGGGACAAGGAUAUCAACAUCGCCAUUUUCAUCGCAGUGUUCUGGGUGGUUAUUACUUGUUUCAACUUCCUACCUGUUAGCUUUUACGGUGAGCUGGAAUUCUGGUUUGCUAGUAUCAAGGUGAUCACGGUUAUUGGAUUCAUGAUCUUUGCAAUUUGUAUUGAUGCAGGGGUCGGUGAUAAAGGAUAUCUGGGAUUCACCUAUUGGACUAAUCCAGGUCCAUUCGCACCUUACGCCGAUAUUUCUCCAGACUCAACAGCCAAAUUCGUGAGCUUUUGGGCUGUGCUUAUUCAGGCGGGUUUCUCAUACCAGGGCACGGAAUUGGUUGGUAUUGCAGCAGGCGAAACUGAAAAUCCCCGCAAGACCAUUCCUUCUGCGAUCCGCAAGACUUUCUACCGCAUUCUGUUCUUCUUUGUAUUGACCAUCUUCUUCAUCGGCCUGUUGGUGCCCUACACCAACGAAGACCUGGUUAAGGAUGGAAACGAUGCAAACUCUUCACCGUUCGUCAUUGCGGCCAGACUUGCGGGCGUCAAGGUCCUGCCUCAUAUCAUCAAUGCCGUCCUGUUAACUGUUGUGCUUUCCGCCGCCAACUCCAAUGUCUACAGUGGUAGCCGUAUCCUAAUCGGCCUGGCUCAAGAAGGGCUUGCCCCGCGCUGGUUCAAGAAAACGUCGAAAAAGGGAGUGCCCUACUACGGCGUCAUGUUCACUGCAGCGUUCGGCUUGCUCGGUUUUAUGAAUGUGUCUAAUGCUGGUAGUACGGUGUUCAACUGGCUCCUCAACAUCGCGGGUGUGGCAGGCUUCAUCACUUGGUGUUCCCUAAAUGCCUGCCACCUUGCGUUCAUGCGAGCUCUGAAAGCUCGCAAUAUGUCUCGUGACCUUCUUCCCUUUAAAGCGAUGUGGCAGCCCUGGUAUUCCUGGUAUGGGCUUUUCUUCAACACAUUGAUUAUUUUGACUCAAGGUUUCACUGCUUGGAUCCCAAGUUUCAGUGUAACGGAUUUCUUUAUCGCCUAUAUCAGCUUGAUUCUCUUCGUGGUACUCUAUCUGGGACAUAAAAUCUUUUAUCGCACGUCGUUUGUUCCCCCACUCGAGGCCGAUAUCGACACGGGUAGGGUUGCUCUUGAAAACGAGUCAUGGGAAACCACCACGACGAAGUGGUAUCAAAGGAUCUUCCGCUCGUUUCGAGGUUAA